Oncorhynchus gorbuscha (pink salmon) is the source of this 2894-nucleotide messenger RNA. Its product is annotated as G-protein-signaling modulator 2-like. The transcript is spliced from 15 exons. NCBI's taxonomy places the organism in Eukaryota, Metazoa, Chordata, Actinopteri, Salmoniformes, Salmonidae. The record is from RefSeq and is a predicted model, not a curated record. Gene Ontology annotation, molecular function: protein binding; GTPase regulator activity. The coding region runs from base 567 to 2642 and encodes 691 amino acids.
ACAACUCCUGAACCCAUUCUUGUACGUGAAAACCUAACGUUACCCAGAGACUGAAGCCCUGACUGAACUGUCAACAAAAGAUUUGACAGUCUGGACAUCCAACUGGGAGGGGUCAGGAAUCUCUGGACAGAAGGCAGUUGUAGCCCAAAGUUGUGCUGUUACGGCAGGUCAGAGAGACUGUUUUAGAGACUGUGUCGUUGGUGGAGAGUCUUACUAGGGAGAGGAGUUUUUUUGUCUGGGCUGGCUAACAGGUCACCGUCCUCGGUAUGUGUCAGCACGUGAAACAACAGCAGCUGAGUUGUCUCACCCUGAAGGAGCAGGUCUCGAUCAUAGCCAGUGACAGAGUGAUCGAGAAGCUUGAUGUCCAUCCUGUCAAGGGUUCGAGAGUGGGUGAGGAUGAAAAGAGGCAACAGUGGCAUGAAAGGAAGCCUGAAGCCUUUCCUUUUAAGAAAGCAACAGAACCUCCUGGAGGAGUAACCAACCACAGCUGUUUUAGAAGCCAGUGGUGGCAGGGUGUGGACUGUGGAGUUCUACAGUAUAGAUGCAGAUCCUAACCACAAACACAUAUGGGUGUGCUGUGGAGCCGAACUGCAUUGGUGGAGAGAAGUUUGGUUCUGUAUACCAACAUGACAAGGAUGGAGACGUCUUGUCUGGAGUUGGCCCUGGAGGGGGAGAGGCAGUGUAAGGUGGGGAAUUACCGUGCCGGGGUAUCCUUCUUUGAGUCGGCAAUCCAGGUUGGCACAGAGGACCUCCAGAUCCUCAGCGCCAUCUACAGCCAGCUGGGCAACGCCUACUUCCACCUGCAGGAGUACAGCAAGGCUCUAGAAUACCACCGCCACGACCUCAACCUCACCAGAACCAUUGGAGAUGAACUUGGAGAAGCAAAAGCCAGUGGUAACCUUGGGAACACUUUGAAGGUUUUGGGAAGGUUUGAGGAAGCAGUGGUCUGUUGCCAAAGACACUAUGACAUUACCAGAGGGAUGUAUGAUAAGGUUGGGCAGGCCCGAGCGCUGUAUAAUUUUGGCAACGUUUACCAUGCCAAGGGGAAAAGCAUCUGCUGGACUGGAGCAGAGCCAGGAGAAAUCCCUGAGGAGGCCAAGGUCGCUCUGAACAAAGCCACAGAGUAUUACGAAUUCAACCUUUCCAUUGUGAAGGACUUGGGGGAUCGGGCAGCACAGGGGCGGACCUAUGGUAACCUAGGUAACACACACUAUUUGCUCGGAAACUUCCAGCGAGCUGUGGUGGCCCAUGGACAGCGUCUCCUCAUCGCUAAGGAGUUUGGGGACAGGGCGGCUGAGAGGAGGGCCUACUAUAACCUAGGCAACGCAUACAUCUUCCUAGACCAGUUUGAAGUGGCGGCUGAACAUUACAAGAAGACUCUGCAGCUGGCCAUGGUGCUGAAGGAUAAGGCUGUGGAGGCUCAGGCCUGUUAUAGCCUGGGGAACACCUACACACUGCAGCAGGACUACCAGAGAGCCAUCGACUACCACCUCAAACACCUUAUCAUCGCACAGGAGCUCAAGGACAGGGUUGGGGAGGGCAGAGCAUGCUGGAGUUUAGGAAAUGCCCACACAGCCUUGGGGAAUCAUCAGAAGGCCAUUCACUUUGCUGAGAAGCAUCUGGAGAUAUCUAAAGAGACUGGAGACAAAAAUGGUGAGGCAACAGCCAGGAUGAAUAUGGCAGACCUGAGGUUAGUUCUGGGUCUGGGUCAGAACCCAAGCUCAAGCCUCAACACUAACAACAGCUCUGUUCUGACUGAGAACCACAGGAAGCAGGAUACCUUACCAGGUGUGAAGUCAGAAGGAAGGAGUAACAGUAUGGAGGACUUGGAGCUUAUAGGACUGGGCCCUGAGAAAACAACUGUAGAAAACUGGGACGAAGAUGUAUUCAGGCCUUCUAACCCUAAAUCCAGCAUGGCCAAGGCCUCCUCCAAACUGUUCUUCAUCAACCGGUUCAGAGGGAAGAAACACAAGAAACACAGCUCUCCUACCAGAGGUGGGGUCCUCCAAGACACCAGCAACAAGCCCACAGCCCGAGAGAUGGACACGCAUAAGUCAGGAGUCAAGAUCGGAUGUUCUGACACUCUGGGUGACGAUGGCUUCUUCGACCUCCUCAGUCGUUUCCAGGGCAGCAGAAUGGACGACCAAAGGUGCUCCUUAUUGGACGGCGAGAGCCGUCUCUCCGAUCCCUUCUCUCCCUGUACUACCCCGCCCGUAGCCAUGAGGAAAUCUACUUUCGCAUGCGAGGCCAACCCGGAGCCUGGGCAUUGCCUGGAUCUGCGGGACAGCUCCCAGGGCAGUCGACUGGACGAGCAGAGAGCCAGCGUGGGCAGCAGCCUCCCCGGUCUACGUCUCAGCACCUCCGAUCAGCCCAUCAGGCUCCGCCCCAUGCUCAGUCGCCUGAUGACCAGUGCUGACCAGCCUCAGGAUGACGACGUCUUCUUUGACAUGCUAGUCAAGUGCCAGGGUUCAAGACUGAAUGACCAGCGGUGUGAAGAACCCCCUCCCUCCACUAGAGGUCCUACUGUCCCAGCUGAGGACUUCUUUAGCCUUAUCCUGCGCUCCCAGGCUAACCGGAUGGACGAGCAGCGGGUCCCACCACCACCCCUAAGCGUCGACCCUAACCAGCCCAUCUCGGACUGACCAGCUUGUCUACUUCUACCUCUCCUCAGCUUCUCUCAGCCCAGAAACCAGCACACAAAUGCAUUCCUCUACCAAAGCCCUAACUGAAAAUGGAUCUACCCCACCACACUAAAUCAUGGAGUCCUAAUGUACAGACUUAUUAUUCUGGCAGAGAUGUUACUUUGAUGUUGUGUUGACUGGGCUCCUUUCAGCCUUUCUCAGUGUGUGAAUGACCCAGACAGUGCAAUAAACUGACGAUUUUUCAUAGUUAAA